Messenger RNA from Cetraspora pellucida, 1737 nucleotides. The record is from the annotation of a GenBank genome assembly. Lineage: Eukaryota; Fungi; Glomeromycota; Glomeromycetes; Diversisporales; Gigasporaceae.
AUGGAUCCUGAUAUAUCUGAUGUCGAAAAAUUUCAAAAUGAUCUUGUAAACCCUGAAUAUGAACAAGAAUUGUCUGAUACCGAUACUGAACAAUUUGAUGAAUUUCUUAAUGAGGAUGAUGAAUUUCCUGAAAUUGCAUGUUUUACAUCGCGUUUUCAAAUAAAGAAUAUAAUUCAUUCAAGUAUGCCGGUAGAAUAUCCAUCAACCUCGCCGGAAGGUAUUGCAACUAUAUUUCAUGUUGAGGAUUGGACAGAUCCAAGCCAUACAUGGAAAAAUAUACAAUAUUCGAUGGGUGGUGGCGGUGUUCAUUUAAUUAAAAGUUCACCUUAUUUUGGAAAUAUUCCAAUAAGCAAAGUAGAGCGGGAUUGCAUGGGAAUUAAAGUAUGUCAUUUUACCGAUCCUUCAUUAAUAAAUAUUGAACAUAAUGAAGUUGAUGUCGAGUCCCCAUUAUGGAAAAAAAUUACUGAAAAUCAGGAUUCACAAUUAUCACAAAAUGUUUUUCAAUGGUUUAUCGGUUGUUCUAAAUAUAAUAUUAGUGAUCAAUGGCAUCGUUAUGUAAAAAUUGAUUAUGAAAGUGUAGAUAUUGCUCUUCUGCGAGAUUUGUUUCUUAGAAAAGCUGAGAUUCAGGAACAGCUUCCAUAUUGUACAACUUUAUUGCAUCGUUCAUCUAAAAGAAAAAAAUGCGAUUAUAUUCAUAAUCUUUCUACUGGAGAUAUUAAUCGUGGUGAAAUUGUUCAAAAACUAUGUCCAGUAAAAUUUUAUAAAUUUACACCUAAAGAUCUUAAAGGCUGUCCUUUUAUCACAUUAGUAUGUGUUGGAAUACACAAUCAUCUGCCACCUUCUCCUAAAAAAAUUCCUGCAGAUAUAAAAGCAAAUUUGCAAAUAUUAAUUAAUCAAGCAAUUAAUAAUUUAAUAAAAGCAUUUUUUAAAUCGGAAGCACUUUCGGAUAUUCAUCAAUCAUUAAACAGUGUUGAUAAAUUGCGAAUUCUUGUUGCAAAAGCUUACAAAAAUUUGCAUCCUUACGGUCAAGGAAUAUUGGGCAUUUUUUAUGCUGUUAAAAAUAAUCAUCAAGAAUUAAAAAAUUAUAUUCAACGUAUUGUUAUGAGUUUUUGUCGAAUAUAUACAAAUGUUUCAUCUGCGAAUGAUUAUAAAAACUUGUUUAGUACUUUAUUUAAUGUAAUUCAAGAACUUACUAAUAAAACUUUAUGUAUAUAUCAUAUACAUGGAAAAGGUUGGGAAUGCAUAUUAGGUGAUUUAGAUAGUGGAAAUUUAUAUAAUAAACAUUUUUCAAAAGAAAUUUACAAUUUAGCAAAAUCAAUUAUUAAUGCGCCUUCUCAAGAAUUGGUCAAAUCUAUUUUAAAUGAAAUCGAAAAUUCAAAUGAACCUGAACAUCAUAUUUGGAGAAAAUAUGGAAAUAAUACUAAUAUGGCAGAAUCAGCCCAUGCUUUAAUUAACAAAGAAGGAAAGCAACUAAAAUUAAUUGGAAAACGAUAUGAUGAAAGACUAUUAAAAAUUAAAGACACCCAUGAUAAUUCAGAUAAAAUUGUAGUAGAAAUUAAAUCUAAUACAGAUGAAGCUAGUGAAAUUAGAAUGGAUAAUAUGUCAACAAGUAUUGAAUUGCAAAAAAGAAAAAUGGCAUUAUUGGAACGUCAACUAAAGCUCAGAAAAGAAACAGCAGAGGUAGAAGCUCUUAAAUUACAGAAUCAACAACUAAAAAUCAAUCUGGGUUUGGUUUAG